CAGGCAGGCUGAGAACUUGAGACUUGUGACCGCUUCUGGAAUGACUUCUUCACAACUUCCAGGCCAGCCUACAAGCCUGAGCGCAUACAUGACGACGACCGGCACGAUGGCACCCCCGGUAUUUGAGGAUUGUAUCCAGAGGUUCGCAUACAUAAAUGAGCUUGCCGCCCUGAGAGAGAACAUUUUAAAGGAACAUCAUCGCACGCUCAACGCCAAUCGACAAAACCGAACAUCACAUACCCCUCCAACACCACUAGACUCUCCCCACAAUGCCUUCCCUCGUCGGCAAACAAAUCGGCUCAACCGGCUUCGGCCUCAUGGGCCUCGCCACCCGCGUACCUCCAAUAUCGGACGAGCAAGCCAUCGGCGCCAUGCGCGCCGCCAUCGAGUCGGGCAUGACCUUCUGGAACGGGGGGGACCACUACGGCACCCCCGAGCGCAACUCCCAGACACUGCUGGCCAACUACCUCCGCCAGUACCCGGAGGAUGCGGACAAGAUCGUGCUCAGCGUCAAGGGCGCCUUCGACUUCGCCACCAUGUCGCCCGAUGGCUCGCCCGAGGGCAUCAAGAAGAGCAUCGACAAGGUUCUCGCCGAUCUCGACGGCACGCACAGGAUCGACAUUUUCGAGUGCUCGCGUGUCGACCCCAAGAUCCCGCUCGAGACGACACUCAAGUUCCUCGAGGAGGAGUACGUGAAUAAGGGCAUCAUUGGCGGAAUCGCGCUCAGCGAAGUCGCAGCUCCGACUAUCCGUCGUGCGGCUGCCAUCACCAAGAUUGUGGCUGUCGAGGUUGAAGUCAGUCUGUGGAACACGCAUGUCCUGGAGAAUGGCGUCGCCGCCGCCUGUGCCGAGCUGAACAUCCCUAUUGUCGCCUAUUCCCCCAUUGGUCAAGGCAUGCUUGGCGGCCUGUUCAAGUCCCUCGACGAUCUCCCCCAAGGCGAUCUGAGGCGCUACUACCCACGGUUCCAGCCCGAGAACUUCGCCAUCAACCUUGAGCUCGUGAAGCAGCUCGAGACCCUGGCCAAGCAGAAGGGCUGCACCCCCGCGCAGCUCGCUCUCGGGUGGAUUCAGAGUCUGUCAAAGAAGCCGAACAUGCCGACUUUUAUCCCCAUCCCCGGCGCGACGACCGAGGCGAGGGUGCGCGAGAACGGUGUCCAUGUCGAGCUGACGGAGGAAGACCUCAAGGCUAUUGACGAUGUCCUGGCCAAGUUUGAGGUUGUCGGUGAGCGCUACCCGGCUGGUGUGCCGACUGAUGGCUAGUUGGCUAUCACGUUCGGUUGUAAUUGAUGGCUAGCCACAUGGUUGAGGAUGUAACUGGUAGCUUUUGCUACAUCGGUGCACUUGAAGUUUAGCGGAAAUUGAGGUAGAACAAAUAGAAUAAUGG
Messenger RNA from Parathielavia appendiculata, 1383 nucleotides. RefSeq names its product Aldo/keto reductase. Gene Ontology annotation, cellular component: cytoplasm. Bases 270 to 1259 code for a protein of 329 amino acids. NCBI's taxonomy places the organism in Eukaryota, Fungi, Ascomycota, Sordariomycetes, Sordariales, Chaetomiaceae. The transcript is spliced from 2 exons. The record is from RefSeq and is a predicted model, not a curated record.